This is a messenger RNA of Mesorhabditis spiculigera, 2517 nucleotides long. The record is from the annotation of a GenBank genome assembly. NCBI's taxonomy places the organism in Eukaryota, Metazoa, Nematoda, Chromadorea, Rhabditida, Rhabditidae.
AUGUCUUCUAAUCUUUUAAUCUUCUUUACUUUAAUAUUCACCGUAUUUUGUGCCGAUUCGUAUUUACGGGAAAUAGUCGUAGAUGAUAAUGCUAUUGUUUAUUCGCACGGUUAUCCUUUAUUGCUACAAACUACAUCAAGAAACGUAACAGCUCCAAAUCCAAAUGGUCUUGGUGCCGAGACGCUAGAAUAUGUGGAUCCGUUUCGUUUGGACUGGAAGUUAACAUCAAAAACGGGCACCGGGCUCGUUUUCUUGUUUGACCGUUACGACCUCCAGGAUGGCGAUGGGUUGUGGUUGUGCGACGAGGCCGCCUACGAUCGAUGUCUAACAACUCCCCGGGCGUGUAACUGCAUUGAUAUCGAAGCAGUUGGCAACGCCGUCUAUUUUAAUGCUACACAAGGACCAGCAUUCCUUCUACUACAAUAUGGCGUCCCGGCACAGUAUGCCAACGGAAUCCGUGCCCGCGCGGGCUACCGAGCUAAAGUUAUAGAACAGAAGCCUUCCUACUAUGAUUGUGGCACAACGAAAGAUGUCGGCAAAAUGAAGACACCUUUCUUCUUGCUUUCCCCAGCAUAUCCUUUGGCAAAUGUUAAUGUGACGGAUUGUGCGCUGACAGCAACCGCAGAAUCCGGUCUCCGUGUCAGCAUCUACACAUUCGUGCCAGGAUUGAGCGGAUAUUUGAAUUUGCUCGGAAAAGACACUGCCGGAAAUUCAUUCAACCACACAUAUACCGAAUCCUAUUUGGGAAAUCGGAUUCCAUCAUUAUACUUCCUGCAAAAUGUUACACUUACAAUCAGCAUAUCCACUGAUGUAACACAGGCCCAAUACGGUUUCUACGUCAUCGCCGUCGAGCCCUACGACAUAUCGGCAAAGAUGGCCUGUGACCAGUAUGACAACGAAGCAACCGAUAGUGAACUGUUAAUCUGGACCCCAGGAUAUUCCUACCUAACUCCAACAAUUAAGCCCUACUACAACAAUAUCGAGUGCGACUAUAAAGUUAGUGUGACCAAAAACUAUCAAAUGAUGCUUGAAGUGCUGGGGAUGAGCCUGGAGAAGGAUUCGGAUUACUUUAUUGCACCGGCUUUCAACUUGACUUACCAGCUCGGGGUCUCCCUAACUGGCAGGAGCGGCUAUCAAAUAUUUUUUGCCCCGAUCGGCCUUAGUGAAGCGGCGUUGAAGCUGACGACUGAUGGGCUGGGCACGUCUUCAGGUGGUAUUAUGAAUGUGCGGCUUGCAGAUUGCGAAUGCACUGGCGCCGUCUUCAAUUUACAAAAUGGCACGACGGAUCCGCUUCCAUUCGCGAUGCCUACACGACACAACAUCGACUUUCAGUACAAUACCUACUGCCGAGAACAAGCCUGCACAUGGACGUUCCUGGUGGAUAAGGGCUCCGCGAACACGGUCAACUUCACCGAUGUCGAUGUGGCAGCAGAGGAUAAGCCUCAAAUAAUCGCCGACGGCAAAUAUGACACGAUUGAUAGGUGGGGCGUUUAUGGCUUCACCAACGUGACGAACAUCACUGUACAAUUUGUCACUUAUGCCUCCGGUACCUAUCAGCCUGCCGACGUACGGCGACGAGGCAUUAAGUUUGAAGUAAAAUCCGUGCCGAUCGUCCCAUUGUACAUUGAUAUUUGCAACACGUCAAUUUACGAGAUCAACCAGGCACAAACGAGGGCCGUGGAACAGGAAUACAUCUUUACCUCUUGCAACGGACCAUUGGCGAUAGCGCUCUACCAAUAUGAGGAUGAGCAGACGGUGGAGAUCUAUGAUGGCACGUUUGAGACGGGUACGAAGAUGAAGCUAGCUAACCAAAUGAUCUUCAAGCAGUUAACGGUCUCCGUUCGCAUCAAAAAUCCUGGGGACUUCGGCACCCAGGCUUUAAUGUUCAUCAGUGACCACUUCCUGGCUCCAGAUGGCAAAUUCUGCGGAGGCAGGGCCUACGAAGAUCUGCCAUGUAAGGUCGAGGGCUGUCUGUACGUAGCCGUCCGCGAGCUCAGUCGUAUCCAAAUUGAUUGGCAACCUAUCCCAACCUAUCGUGGCGCUUCAAUUCAGCCGGAGGACUUGGUGCCUUACUCAACCGACUACCCCCUGGAUCUGUACACGCCUGAUCUGAAAGCACUGACCUUCACUUUCCGAAUCCCCGCUAAUUAUUUGGGGACAAGUCAGUAUGAAGCCAAUGAUGCAUCAAACUUUGUGAGUCCGGGCUCCACCCCUAUGGUCAUUGUCUCAUCAGACUGGCUCGAACCUAAUCUGCCGAAGAAAGAUUUAUCCGUUGAAGUCUUUUGUAAUGAAGGAACAGUGCUGCCUAAACUAACACUAUUGCAAAAACUCGAGGGGACCGCCACGGUUUGUACAACUCAGGGCACAUGCCUCAACGCAACUGACGGACUCGGCUCAAUGUCGUUCAAUUGUGACCAAAUGCUGUUGUAUCAACCCGGAACCGCCACCGUCCCCUUCGUUGCAGAGCUACACUCCGAGCCACUCGGAACUUCCACGACAAGCAGGCCCGCGCUCCAA